This is a messenger RNA of Triplophysa rosa, 1038 nucleotides long. RefSeq lists its product as uncharacterized. The record is from RefSeq and is a predicted model, not a curated record. The coding region runs from base 264 to 974 and encodes 236 amino acids. The transcript has a single exon. NCBI's taxonomy places the organism in Eukaryota, Metazoa, Chordata, Actinopteri, Cypriniformes, Nemacheilidae.
AAACACCUUGAAAAUAGAAAUACAUUGAAUGUUUUUACAGGCAAACAAAACAGAAAAAAACAAACCCUUGUCAGAAUGGAUAAUUAUUGUAUAAUUAAGAACUUAAAGAAAAAGAUUUUGAGCAUUUGCAUGUUUGACAACAUUACCUGCUCAGGCAUGAAGACAAGCUGGAACAUGCAUGACUUUAAAUAUAAUCAGUGGUUGUGUUUAACCCCGCCAUCUCUGCCCGUGUCUCUGCCUGCCUUCUGGACAUCUCUUCUUGGAUGAAAAAGCAUCACCUACAACUCAACCUCUCCAAGACAGAACUCCUGGUUAUACCGGCCCGACCAUUAAUUGAACACCACCUUACCAUUCAGCUCGGAUGCUCAACUAUCACACCCACCAAGUCUGCGAGGAACCUGUGGGUGAAGUUUGACGACCAGCUGAAAUUCACCUCUCACAUCGCAGCAACCUCUCGAACUUGCAGGUAUGUGCCCUACAACAUCAGGAAAAUCAGGCCGUUCCUGUCGGAGCAUGCCUCUCAGCUGCUUGUCCAAGCUCUGGUCAUAUCAAGACUGGACUACUGCAAUUCUCUACUGGCCGGCCUUCCAACCGAUGCAGUCAAGCCCUUGCAAAUGAUCCAGAAUGCAGCUGCACGUAUAGUUUUCAAUCAACCUAAAAGAACCCAUUUAACACCCCUUCUGAUUUCACUUCACUGGCUGCCAGUUGCCGCCCGCAUCAAGUUUAAAUCUCUGACACUGGCCUUCAGAACGAUAACGGCAAAUUCGCCCAUCUACCUUAAUUCAGUGCUCCAGGUCUACAUCCCCUCCUGUCAUCUUCGGUCUGAAAAUGAGCAACGCCUGGUUGUUCCAUCACAGCGAGGCACCAAAUCGCUUGCAAAAACCUUUACUUAUUCAGUUCCCCUUUGGUGGAAUGAACUACCAGCCUCCAUCCAAACUGCAGCAUCCUUCACAAGUUUCUCAAAACAUACCUGAUCCGCAUUUAUUUGACUAACCAAUAACUCUGUAUGUCUGUCUGUCAAAAAAAAACCCUUGUUGU